AUGCGCACCAGGCAUCAGCUCGUUUUGUUUUAUUUUUACGAUACAAUCAUUCAGAUACUAUCAGACAAAAUGAACAAGCCGUCUGCCAAGUUCAAUUUGAAACCAUUAGAUUUUGAUGCUACCGCAAACUCAAGUAAAGGAAAGCAACAUUCCGAAUCACCAAAUGUUAAUCCCAUUCCUCGGCAAGUUUCAUCCGCAUCAAGUCAUCGCGAUCUAAGUACUGGAAAACUUCAUCUAUCAGAUUCAAAAGUUUACAAAUUUACACCGAAUGAUCUAAUCGAUCGAGGUGUUAUCGGAGAAGGUAAUUUUGGAAUCGUAUGCAAAAUGGAACAUGAAAAAAGUGGUACACUGAUGGCUGUUAAACGAAUUCGUUCGACUGUUGAUGAGCGGUGCCAAAAGCAAAUGCUCAAUGAAUUAGAUAUUGUUAUGCGUGAAAAUACUUCGCCACAUAUUGUACAAUUCUAUGGUGCCCUCUUCAAAGAAGGUGAUUGUUGGAUUUGUAUGGAACUAAUGGACACAUCAUUAGAUCGAUUUUAUAAAUUUGUUUAUCAUAAACGUCAUCAAUCCAUUCCAGAAAGUGUUCUUGCUUUUAUCACCCUUGCCACUCUCCAAGCACUUGAUUAUAUUAAAUCCACUUGGCAAAUUAUCCAUCGUGAUGUCAAACCAUCUAACAUCUUAGUUUCACGAUCCACAAUUAAACUUUGUGAUUUUGGUAUCAGUGGACAACUAAUUGAUUCAAUUGCAAAAACACGCGAUGCUGGUUGUCGACCUUAUCUACCCCCUGAACGUAUCGAUCCACUACGAGCUACAAAAGAUGGUUACGAUGUUCGAUCCGAUGUUUGGUCACUUGGUAUAACGAUUUAUGAAAUUGCGACCGGAUAUUUUCCAUUUCGUGAAUGGACAUCAGUAUUUGACCAACUACAACAAAUUGUUGAAGGUCCUCCUUUACGAUUAACUGUUGAUCGUCUUUCAGAUAAUUGCAAAGAUUUUGUAAAUACUUUAAAUAAAGAUGAAAAUCAAAGACCAAAAUAUAAAAAACUGUUGGAACAUCCAUUCGUAUGCAAAGCAAAAGAGUCCAAACAAGCAGAGAAUACAGCCGCUUAUUUAUCGGAAAUUAUCGAUGGACUUUCGGAAAAUACGGAUACAUUUGAGAUGUAUUAUUAUUUACCACCUAAUGCCUCAGCAUCAUCGAAUAAUCGAUGA
Messenger RNA from Adineta ricciae, 1203 nucleotides. NCBI's taxonomy places the organism in Eukaryota, Metazoa, Rotifera, Eurotatoria, Adinetida, Adinetidae. The record is from the annotation of a GenBank genome assembly.